Symbiodinium sp. CCMP2456 is the source of this 4890-nucleotide messenger RNA. Lineage: Eukaryota; Dinophyceae; Suessiales; Symbiodiniaceae. The record is from the annotation of a GenBank genome assembly.
AUGUUGAGGGCGUCUGCGCAGGCCGCCCUGCAGCGGAUCUUGGAUGCAUGCCUGGUAGACUUGGCCUCGCCAGCUCGAUGCGACUUCUUACGCCUCGUUCUAGGGAACAUGGCCGCCGAAGCUGAGCCUGGCAUGCCUCUCGAGCGAGCCUUGCUGUAUCUGAGAUGCCUGCAGAGACUGGCCAUGCACCCAUCAUCACGGCGAUGGGCCUUUGGAGAUGGGACCCAGGGCCGAUUUUUCCAGAACGACAUUCCCUUGCUCUUGCUGAGCCGCCGGCUAAGAGUUCUGAGUCUGCUGGAGGUCUCUGCAAGCUUUUCCCGGGCAGUCUUCCGCUUCUCUCCCUGGUCCUGCCUGUGCCAUCCUCGGAGAAAGCCAUCGGAGCCGUCGGAGACAGAGACGGUCAGAGCAGAGGUUGUGAAUCGGAUCUGCUGGCUUUGCGUCGACUUCUGGGCAGAGCGGGCCGUCGCAACACCGGCGGCACUGGGCACCUUGCAGGUGGAUGCCCUUCUCUCCGGUGUCUACAUCCGGAGCCUUGAAUUCGCAGUCAAAGCGCUGUUGGCAGAAGCACCGAACGAGGGUCUGCUGCCUGAGGAGGCGGUGCAGUUGUUAGAGUUGUUGCUGGAGUCCUUAUGCGACCUGCUCCAGCCGAGUUUAGUGCAGGCAAUUUGGUUUUCCUUUGACGGUGACUGGAGACGGCCGCCUCUCUUGGAACAGAUAGCCGGCAAAGCUGUGCAGCUCGUCAGCGAAAGGCCGCCAACGAGCGAACGGCCCCUGCCGGCCCACCUGUCCCAGCUCUGCUCGGCGGUCCUGACAAAGAUCAUUGCUGCGUUCAUCAGCGACACUCAGACCGCCGACAGCGACGACAAGCUUGCAGCCAGCAAUGCAGAGCUGGAAAGGCUGCAGAAGCAGUGGCAGAUGCGGCGGUCUGUGUGGGAGCUGAUGGGAAAGAUCGAGGAGAGCCCAAAGAAGGCACGAGCGAUCUUUGAGAAGUCGGGCUUGGCUGAGGCCAUUCCGGUGCCCCCAGUGGGAGGCCUCGCAGCCGGGGAGCCUGGAACGGAGGAGUGGGUGCUCAAGCUGGUGUGGCUGCUCCGGACCGUGAACUUCGCGGUGCCGUACUCAGCAGUCGGCGAGUUCUUCGGUCAGCCGAAGGAGGACAGCGAGAAGGCUGUCACCUCUUUCGCCGAGACCUUCGAUUGGGGAGCAGCAGAUAUUGAGAAGGCCUUGCGGAGCUUCCUUGAGGCUUUUCUCCUGCCGAAGGAGGCGCAGCAGAUCGACCGCGUGCUGCGGAUCUUUGCCCAUGCAUACUACCGGAAGCAUGUGGAGCACUGCCGCAGCUCCGGCAAAGAGGGAUCAGGUUACCUGAAGCACCCGGAUGCGGCGUACACAUUCGCCUUCAGUGUCAUCCUGCUCAACUCGGACCAGCACAACCCCAAGUUGAAGAAGCGGAUGUUCACAGGAGAGAUCUCCUCCCUUACAAAAGCAGCAAAGUGGGAGCAGGCAGUUCGCAUCUUCGCGGCCUAUGAGAGCUUGUUUGGGCUGGACAUCCGCGCGACCAGCGCGGUGUUGGGAGCCUGGCAGCGGGGCAGCAGCUGGAUGCAGGCCGUGGCACUGUUCCAGCGCGCGAAGUCAGCACGUCUGCACCUGGACACGGUUGGCUUCAGCAGCCUCGCGUGGGCCUACGAACGGGCCACGCAGUGGCGUCGCGUCCUGGCGCUGUUGCAGGAGAUGCCUCGCCACCGGGCGCUGCCGAACGCCAUCACUGUCACUGCAGCCCUACGCGCUUUGGGGCGCAGUGGAGGCCAGUGGCCUGCCAUGUUGCAGCUGGUGGAACGGUCAAGAGAGUCCAAGCUCCUGGAUCGCCUGGGCCUCGAGGCCCUGGCGGCCGGCCUGCUGCGCAGUGGUUGCUGGGAGAGGGCGCUGUCAGUGCUCAGGACCAUGCCCGGCUUGCCCAGCCUCGCCUCCUGCAGCAUGAUGACCAGCUGCUUCGAAAAGGCAACUAUGUGGCGAGAUGCUGUGGCCCUUCUCGCAAACAUGGGCGACUGCCUCUUGCAGCCGAACUCCAUAAUGAUCAACAGCCUCUUCAGCAACUUCGAGCUAGCCUCACAGUGGGCCAGAUCACUUCACCUGCUUCAGUCUGCUCGUCAUUCCGAGCUUCGGGUGGAUGCCGUCGGCCUCGCCGCCGCGUUGCGCAGCUGCGAGGAGAGCGGCCGAGGUGCGGCGGCGUGGACGGUCCUCCGUGAAUUCACCUUCCAGGAGCUUCUCCGGAGGCCACUGGGAUUGCACAUCUUCGGACAUGCCCCGGAACGGAUCGUCGGCGAGCGGGUGGCUCAUGCUUCGGUGUUGGCCCUCAGGGGCCUGCUCCACAAGCAAUCGGCCAUCGCGUUUGAGCGGCAGCUGCUGCAACCUCUUCACGCCCAGCUGGUGCUUGUGCGUUCCAGCGGGUGUGGAACUUCCAGAGGCCCAGUGCUGCUGGACACCCUUGACCUCGGGGCUUCCUUCUCAAAAGAGAUGCUGAGCGCGUGGGGAAGCUCAGCCAGCCCUCCUGGACGAGGCGUGCUCGGCCUUCAGGCUGCGAGGGCUACGCUUCAGCUGCAACACCUCCGCUUGCCACCAAGGCCUGCUGCCAGCAUUCUGGGCCUCUUUGUGCACGUCUCGCUCUUUCGAGGGGGUGUGCCCCUGGGCAGGAAUGCUGGGCAGCUCUCAGCAGAGGACCAAUCUGUGUUCCGGGUGGCUCGUAGUUGCAGUGAGGACUUCAUCAGCAACAACCGUGGCAUCAAUGAAGGGGAAGAUAUUCCGCAAGAUGAGAUCAAAACGCCGAGUCCCAUUCCGAGCAUUGCUGAGGGCAUCAGGCAUCAUGUCUCGCUCAUUUUCUGCAAGGCAGGUUCGGGCAGCCUCAUCGAAGGAAUUUCCCGGGCACGGUGGGAGGACUUCCUUCAGCUUGCGCGGAAAGGCUGGAGGGACAACUCCUUGUGUCUGGGGUGCGCGAGCUUGGCCGGGCAGGCGCAGGCAUUCCUUCAGCGCCUGGGCCAGCCGUUCCGGAAUGUGCUGGAGUUCUCCCUGGCCUCAGAGGGUAGUGCCAACAGCGAGGCUCAGGCGGGGCUCGAGCUCCUUCUUCGCCUUUCGCUGCAGCUGAGGCGUCCCGAGGCUGACGGCGCAGCAGAGAGCCUCUUUUUCUUCGGAGCAGAGGUCUUCCAUGAUGCACAGAGUGAUGUCGCACUGGUUCGUGGCUCCAACUGUCUGCGUGCCCUCUUCCGCACCGCACUGGGUCAACUGACUGGCAUGUCGACGAAGCAGCUGCAUCUGCUGGUGUACCUGACGGUCCAGUUUGCAGUCUAUGGGCUGCUGGAGAGGGCAUCUCCGCCGCUCGAUUCGGCUACCACGAAGCUCCUGCUCUGUCCGACGCUGCUCGUGGAUCCUCCGACGGGAGUUGUGUACAGUUUCCUGCGCAAGAUUUCCACGGCGCCAUUCAAGAUGCUCUCCUUUGUGGAAGAUGGCCCCGUGCCCACAAGUGGUGCCAAAGAUGCGCCCCAGGGCAGCGCUGUGCGAAGCGCUUCUGCGCCCGUGCAUGUGGACGAGGAAGGGUCGCCCGAAGCACCUACGCCGGUGCGGCUGAAGAGCGCGCCGUUGCGUGGAGAGGCAGUCGUGGCAGAGGACGAGGUCUCGGACCACUCGCAGUCCGAGGGAGGCAGUGCCUCCCCCGCGGUACCGGAGCAGCUCGAAGAGGAGGUGUCUGAAGGCUCCCUACAAGGAGAUCCACUCCAGCCGCAGAUUCAGCAGGCUUUUCAGGUUUCAGAGCUGGAGCUUCUCCUGAAAGCCCUGGUCAUGCCCUGGAGGGAGGCGAGUCAGGCGUCUGUCUUGUCGCCGAGGCUGGAAUCUGGGGGAGGUGGAGACGCCGGCGCCGGUGGGAGCCAAAGAAGCGGUGCAGGCGCCGACGGCUUUCAAGCUUCCUCAGCUACUGCACAGCUCUUCCUCGGAUACCUCUCUGCGCUGUUCAUUGCGCUGCGCAGUGGCGUGUCGAGUGCCAAGCCAGGCAAGGAUCAGGACCUCCCCUUGUGGGCAGAGCCACCACCCAUGCCCAGCGUUGCUGCUCCGCAGUCGCUGGUGCUCCCCCGCCGCUCGCUGUCCUUAAACGUCUUGGAUGGCUACGACACCCUCAAGCUCGCCCUGAGGCUCCUGCUUUCCACGGUGGGUCAGCGAGAGGCGGCCUCGUCUAGUCGCCGGCUGCUGGAGGUCUCGACCAUACAGGAGCUGAGCAUCUGUACUCAUGUUGGGCUUUACCAUACCAUCCGGCGGCGGGAUCUCAGCGAGCGCACACUGAAGCUGACGAUCACCGCCAUUUUUCAGGUGGGCACAGCCUUCUUGAGCUUAGAAGCUGACGACGGAGGUCCCGUCGUUUCCAUCGGCUGGCCGGUUCGGCUCAUCGAGGCGCUCUUGGCACGCAGUGAUGCCGAGCCCCAGCUGCUUGUUCCCAACUCUCGGCUGUGCAUGGAGGCCGUUCGCAACUUCGUGGUCGAGACAUCGCACAGAAGUCUCGCACUUCCGGAUUUGUGGCGUGCAAUGCUGCAACUACUGUUUCGUGCAGCUCCGACCACCUCCAGGGCGCUGUGGCCCAGUGCCAAAGACAAGGAGGUGGAGGCCGUCCAGCUCCUCAUUUGGCGAAGAGGAUUAGUUUGGCUUCUCGCACACCCACAGCUGCACGACGGGGACACAGCCGGUGAGGACGGCGCAGGAAGCCCCAGUGACUCGGAAGCCAACUCCUUUUGGGGGCACCCUCCUCAGCUGUGCGGGAGCAGUGCAUGGCGUACAUGGACCUUGCUGUAUGAGCAUAGGAGGCACGAGAAGCCACAUAUGAGACGAUAUCUGUUCGGGCCAACUUGUGCGAACAUCUAG